AAAACCGCUGUGUGAUUUCGAAAAAGCUGUCAAAAUGGAACUUCUUGUCUAUGUGCUGUUUCUUACUCAAGUAGUUCUAGGUUCUAGCAACUUAGACAGCUGUGACAAAGAGUGUACUUGCAUAUCAGGGAAUUUGAAGACCGAAAAAUCGUCUACAAGUGUCCCGGAGGCAUUUAGAAAUUUUAACAUAACUCCGCACUACGUACAAGUCGCACCAAAGGGUUUUCUAGAGACGAACUAUGGCACGGCAAAAGUGAAUGUAGGAAAUUUCAUACCUCCUCUUAGACUUGUUGACCCUAAAACUGUAAGUUACCAUAAAGGGAAAAAAAAUGGAUAUUACACAUUGCUAGCCAUCGACUUCGAUGGCGAAUCAAAUGGAAAAGUUAUCGACCUUUUGAUGAAUGUAAGGGAUUUGGAGAACGUGGUAGCAACAUCUGGAGAUGUGAUUGUCAUGUUUACUCCGCCCUUACCUGCUUUAGGAAGCGGAAUCCAUCGUCAUGGAAAGUUGGCUUACGAGCAAAAAGGACCAAUUGAUGCAAACCAACUAGAUCUUUUAAAAUUAUCGAGAUAUCCAGUAAUACCUAACCUUACAAAGUUCACGAAGACCUAUCAUCUUGGAAACCCCGUCGCUGGUAACGUGUAUACAACGGAGUUGAGACGCUGUGACAGUUCUGAUAAGGACGACAGUGUAUAACUGCGAUAGUGAUCAAAUAGAUCAAAUGUAAUGUGAUGCAGUUGAUAAAUAAUUUCAAUUUUUAAAUAUGUUUUGAAUUUGUUUUUGUGUGUAUUAAAAUAAAUGUGUGUAUAAAAAUA
Pieris napi is the source of this 813-nucleotide messenger RNA. RefSeq names its product protein D1-like. NCBI's taxonomy places the organism in Eukaryota, Metazoa, Arthropoda, Insecta, Lepidoptera, Pieridae. The transcript is spliced from 5 exons. The record is from RefSeq and is a predicted model, not a curated record. Bases 35 to 694 code for a protein of 219 amino acids.